Wasmannia auropunctata (little fire ant) is the source of this 914-nucleotide messenger RNA. RefSeq lists its product as uncharacterized. Bases 378 to 914 code for a protein of 178 amino acids. The transcript has 3 exons. NCBI's taxonomy places the organism in Eukaryota, Metazoa, Arthropoda, Insecta, Hymenoptera, Formicidae. The record is from RefSeq and is a predicted model, not a curated record.
AAGUCAUAUUGAUGUUGUAUGGCAUACAUUUGUUAGGGUAUGCUCAUCAGUACGGUUCUCACAACCGUAGUGCUUUGGAUAAAUAAGAUUCGGUUAUAAUACUCUGAUAUAUGGUUGCCUCAACCAAAAGAUUAUUGUUGUCUUUUUAAUAUGGUUUGCAAAACAAAUAGUAUAGUUGAGAGAUCUAUAGAAUACAGAUCUCUCAACCAUACUGUUAUAAGUGCACAGUACGGCGUACGGCAUUGAAAGUUCCAUCGCAGUCAUCGCAGAUCGCAGUGGUACUACGCAGCUAGUGAUUAUUUGUGAAGUGUGUAUUGCUAAAAAACAAAGUAUAUAUCGCCCGUGGAUACGUGGAUAUUGUGGAUACGUGGAUUAUUAUGGAUAUAGCUUGCGAGCUUUAUCUUCGAAGCAUUGGUUUUGAGGAUUUUAUUCCUGUUUUCAAAGAAAAUGGUAUUACAAAAAAUGAUAUUCCACAACUAUUGGAAAAUGACGGAAAGUAUUUAAAAGAAUUAAUACCCAAGGCAGUUGACCGAAUGAAUUUUGAGAAGAAAUUCUAUGCUUCUUACGAACAGAAUGAGAGUUUAACUUCAAGCAGUUUUGAAUUGGAUUUAAAAAAAAGAAGAUUGGAUUUUACUCCCUCUCAUUCCGGUGGUGAAUCAUCAGUUAUUCUGGACUGUAGUGAUAUUAGCACAGAACAAUCUUAUCAAAUUCUAAAUGAGGAUAUUGAUGUAGGAACUGUAAUAUCUUUAGAUGAAGAACUUGCUUGUGUAAUUGAAAAAGAAGAUACCACUUCUCCAGCUGUACCAGAUUCAUUAUCAGAAAAAUCAGAUAUAAAAGAUAAUGUAAGAUUAAAGUUACAUAAUUUUCAACUUGCUUACAAGGACUUUCUAAGUUUAGAAAUGAGGACAUGUUAA